Messenger RNA from Aspergillus tubingensis, 1734 nucleotides. It is a transcript of the gene sit1, whose product is annotated as putative siderochrome-iron transporter Sit1. Gene Ontology annotation, cellular component: endosome; vacuolar membrane. Gene Ontology annotation, molecular function: siderophore-iron transmembrane transporter activity. The coding region runs from base 1 to 1734 and encodes 577 amino acids. Gene Ontology annotation, biological process: transmembrane transport; intracellular iron ion homeostasis. Lineage: Eukaryota; Fungi; Ascomycota; Eurotiomycetes; Eurotiales; Aspergillaceae. The transcript has 12 exons. The record is from RefSeq and is a predicted model, not a curated record.
AUGUCCAAUAAUAAGGAGAGCUCUCAUGCCGCCGAGACUCCCGUUUCGGCUCAUGACGCGCAAGGUCCUGGCGUAACACCAGGACUUGGAAGUCCAGGUGUCCAGCGGAUCGAGGCUCUUUCAUCUCACCUACAUAUCCUCGACCGUGUGUUUCUCUUCUGUGGUAUAUUUCUCAUUGCCUAUGUCUACGGCCUCGAUAGCCUAUUGCGGGGCACUUAUCAGCCAUACGCUACGGCAUCAUAUAAAUCACAUAGUGUGUUAUCGAGUGUCGAUAUCCUCAGAGCGGUCAUUGCAGCAGCAGCGCAGCCGACUGCAGCUAAGAUCGCCGAUGUUUUUGGGAGAGUGGAGUUGAUUUUGGUCUCGAUAUUUUUCUAUACCCUUGGCACUAUUGUUGAGGCGUCUUCAAGUACGGUCGAGCAGUUUGCUGCGGGCGCUGUGCUUUACCAGAUUGGAUACACGGCUAUUAUCCUGCUGGUCGAGGUUUUGGUUGCGGAUGUCACGUCGCUUCGCUCCCGUCUGUUGUUCUCAUAUAUUCCAACACUCCCAUUUUUGAUCAACACUUGGAUUAGUGGAAACAUAACUGGGGCUGUGCUGAAAGUGACUACCUGGCGCUGGGGAAUCGGCAUGUUUGCGAUAAUCUAUCCUAUCUGUACGCUCCCUCUUCUCAUGGUCCUUUACAUAGUGUACCACAGAGCGAAGAAGGAUGGUACAGUGGAUCAUAUCGCAGGCGCCUUUCGCACGUUGGGUGUUCGGCGACUGGCGAUUGAGUUGUUUUGGCAACUGGACGUGAUUGGUAUUAUCCUGAUGAUCACUUUUCUUGCCAUGAUCUUGGUUCCUCUCACGAUAGCGGGCGGCCUAGAUUCCCAGUGGAAGAAAGCAAGGAUUAUCGUUCCUCUCGUUUUGGGGCUGUGUUGUAUUCCCGCAUGGGUUAUUUGGGAGAGAACCUGCAAGCAUCCUAUGGUCCCAUUCAAGCUUCUAAAGGAUAGAGCGGUCUGGGGUGCCUUGGGAAUUGCUGUUAUGCUGAACACUGCAUGGGCUCUUCAAAGUGAAUAUCUCUACACCGUUCUCAUUGUUAGCUUUGGUGAGAGUAUUACAAGCGCAACCAGGAUCAGGUCUCUUUAUAGCUUUGCCAGUGUUCUCACUGGAUCCAUUUUAGGCCUUGUAGUCUACAAGGUCAGGCGACUCAAGCCAUUUAUCGUUGGAGGUACAUUGUUGUUCAUGGUGGCUUAUGGAAUCCUGAUCUAUUACCGUGGAGGGCCCACAUCGUCGAGUCAUUCGGGGAUAAUUGGCGCCCAGAUCCUUUUGGGGAUUGCUGGAGGAUUGUUUCCCUAUCCUGCGCAAGCCAGCAUCCAAGCUGCCACCAAACAUGAGCACUUGGCCGUUGUCACUGGAUUAUUCCUGGCCUGCUACAAUAUCGGCACUGCAAUCGGAGGAAGCAUUUCUGGAGCCGUCUGGACCCAAGUUCUCCCCGGAGAGUUGAAUAGUAGACUCGGCAACGCCACAAUGGCAGCUCAAGCAUAUAAGGACCCGUUCACAUUCAGUACUACUUACCCAAUUGGGACCCCGGACCGUGAUGCCGUGGUAGCUGCUUACAAGCAUACGCAGCGGCUGCUGUGCAUUACCGGCAUUUGCUUGACCGUGCCGCUGGUUGCAUUUUCUCUCUGCACCCGCAACUUGGUUUUGACGAAAGAGCAAAGUUUUGCACAUGCGGAAGAGGAUACUGAUGAAGCUUGA